CAGCAGUAGCGAGCAGUAGUACCUUUUGCUGUUUGAUCGAGGUAACAGAUCAGGGAAACCGUUCGACAAAAUGUAUCCUAAAAAUAUUGGAGAACGCCAAGCCGUGAAAGAGCAUGUUAUGGCUGUUUCGAGAGAUUUCAUUUCGCAGCCACGGCUCACAUAUAAAACAGUAUCAGGUGUAAAUGGACCAUUGGUGAUAUUGGAUGAAGUCAAAUUUCCAAAGUUCGCAGAAAUUGUUCAAUUAAAACUUGCCGAUGGAUCGAUCAGGUCAGGUCAAGUCUUGGAAGUAUCUGGCUCCAAAGCAGUGGUUCAAGUAUUCGAGGGUACUUCUGGUAUCGAUGCAAAAAAUACCCACUGUGAAUUCACUGGAGACAUUCUUCGGACUCCAGUGUCUGAGGAUAUGUUGGGUCGUGUUUUCAAUGGAUCAGGAAAACCGAUUGACAAAGGUCCUCCCAUUCUUGCUGAAGAUUACUUAGAUAUCGAGGGUCAGCCUAUUAAUCCAUGGUCGCGUAUCUAUCCUGAGGAAAUGAUUCAGACCGGUAUUUCAGCAAUUGAUGUUAUGAAUUCUAUUGCUCGUGGUCAGAAAAUUCCUAUUUUUUCUGCUGCUGGUUUACCGCAUAACGAGAUUGCUGCACAAAUUUGUCGCCAAGCUGGUCUUGUAAAAUUGCCUGGAAAAUCAGUUCUGGAUUCUCACGAGGAUAAUUUUGCUAUUGUAUUCGCAGCUAUGGGUGUAAAUAUGGAAACUGCACGUUUCUUCAAACAAGAUUUCGAGGAGAAUGGUUCCAUGGAGAAUGUGUGCCUCUUUUUGAAUUUGGCCAAUGAUCCAACCAUUGAAAGAAUCAUUACUCCGCGUCUUGCUUUAACCGCUGCCGAGUUUCUAGCGUAUCAAUGCGAAAAACAUGUUUUAGUUAUACUCACUGACAUGUCUUCUUAUGCUGAAGCUCUUCGUGAGGUAUCAGCUGCCCGUGAAGAAGUACCCGGACGUCGUGGUUUCCCUGGUUACAUGUACACCGAUUUAGCCACCAUAUACGAACGAGCUGGGCGUGUCGAAGGUCGAAAUGGUUCCAUUACCCAAAUUCCAAUUCUAACUAUGCCAAACGAUGAUAUUACCCAUCCUAUUCCUGAUUUAACUGGAUAUAUCACUGAGGGUCAAAUCUAUGUGGACCGUCAACUUCAUAACAGACAAAUCUAUCCACCUGUGAACGUACUUCCGUCUUUAUCUCGACUUAUGAAAUCUGCUAUUGGCGAGGGUAUGACACGAAAAGAUCACUCUGAUGUAUCUAAUCAAUUGUAUGCUUGUUACGCUAUUGGAAAAGAUGUACAAGCUAUGAAAGCUGUUGUUGGUGAGGAAGCCUUAACGCCAGACGAUCUGUUAUACCUAGAAUUCCUUUCCAAGUUUGAGAAGAACUUCAUUUCUCAAGGAGGUUACGAAAAUCGUACCGUUUUUGAAUCAUUGGAUAUCGGUUGGCAAUUGCUACGUAUCUUCCCUAAGGAGAUGCUUAAACGAAUUCCUGCUAGUACUCUAGCUGAAUUUUAUCCAAGAGAUUCGCGUCAUUAAUCUUUCUUAUUUCUAUAAUUCAAUUACCUUUUAUGAAGAAGAAAAAAAAAAAAUGUAAAUGAAAGAUGGUAAGAAUAGAAAGGCCUGACCCGAAAAAGAAUAGUAAAAUGUUUAUAGUAUGUUGAAAAUGUAAGUACGAUACCAAUAAAGUUAUUUAUGUUACCGAAACCUUAAAGAAAAAUUUAAAUAAAAUUAUUACAUGUAUGAAAACAUUGAAUAUGAAGUUUGAACAAUGUUGAGAAACAUGUAACAUUAAAAAUAUUUGUACAGAAUUUAUGCUGAAAGGGUCAGCGCCAUGUUAUACUAUUUAACGUUGAUCUUGUAUGAUUAAUACAAUUUUGAUUAUAUUUUGUUUUGUGCAAAUACUUCACUCAAAAGUGAUCGUUGUAAAGUGUAAUAUAUUCUACAGUAUUAACAUAGAGAAAAAAAAAAA
Molecule: messenger RNA, 1991 nt
Organism: Osmia lignaria (orchard mason bee)
Lineage: Eukaryota; Metazoa; Arthropoda; Insecta; Hymenoptera; Megachilidae
Gene: Vha55
Product: V-type proton ATPase subunit Vha55
Biological process (GO): ATP metabolic process; vacuolar acidification; proton transmembrane transport
Cellular component (GO): proton-transporting V-type ATPase, V1 domain
Molecular function (GO): ATP binding; proton-transporting ATPase activity, rotational mechanism
Source: RefSeq, a predicted model, not a curated record